AUGAUAGCCUUUUGGUUGGUGCCAUGAGCCAGGGCAUGCUGGGGUUCUUGACUUGUGGCCCAAUUCCCAAUGAGGUUGAAGUCGCUGGGGAACCAUGGUAGCCCCUCUCCUAGCAAUAACCUUAAGUGCAAAGACAGGAAGGGAUGAGGUGUCCAAAUGGGAGACAUGGAGGAGUGCUGGUUGGGGAUGGCGAUGGACACUGGUGGGAUGCAUGCCAUGCCCCAGGACACCCAACUAAUUUUUGUGUUGGGUCCCCCAGGCAGCAUCUGUGACCUGUUCCAGGACACCAUGCCUGCCCAUCCGUGGCAAAGCCCAAGGCUGGCCCCGCCAAUGAUGUCCCAGGAUUCUGCAUGCCCCAGGCCCACAAAGGGGUGUCCCAAUUGCACUGUGAGGGGGCAUGUGUGGCUGCCCAUGUUCCUGAUGCUGCGGCCUCCAUGAUCAGUUUCCUGUGGGGCUCUGAUUUCCCUGGUGUCCAGUGGAGCCACUGGGCUGAGGCUGAGGGACUUGGCGCCAUGCUGGAGCCUUCCUUCCUGCCAUCCCAGGAUUUUUGCUGGUGUCAUGAAUGCAGUCCACCACCACCCAUUCUGAGCUCUCUCCCAAUGGCAAAAGGUGAAGUACGAUGGGGAAGUGCAUUCUCAUGGCUGAAUUGCAUCUUUCUGCACAGAGCCCAUGACAGGACAUAGAACCCACCUGGUUCAGGGAAGGUAGAUUGGCCCAGCUUCAGGAAUAGGUUGCAAGCCAGAAGAAAAAUUGCCAACCUGCGCUUCACAAACAAUCUAUGUUAACCAUGUUGAGCCGGAGGGCUGAAGACAGAGGCAUGUAGGGACUGCCUUAGUUGGGUCAACAAUGAGAAUUCAUAUGCUCAUGAACAGAGAUGAUGACUUAAAAAUUAUGCUCAAUAGGAUUCUGCAGAAGCCCAAUGGAGGCCAUUGCACUGAGGUACGAUCCUAGAGAAUCCUGUGGCCCUGGAUUACCACUGGACCCAGGGGCUCGAGGUGACAAAUCCCUCCAGUUACUGAGGGGGUUCUCCUUGGUCUAUGGACCUCCACAUGCCUAAGACCUGUUCUGGCCCUGGGGUGUUGUGUGUCCAUCACUAGUGCUUCUCAACUCAUCCCUGGGAAUCCAACUAAGCUCCCUCAGCGUCCUUGUGUCUUUCAGUGGGACAUCGCUUUGUGACCACUUUCUCGCCAUUGACCCCACCAUGGGAGGAGAGUGGAUGCCUGUAUCCCACACCCCAACCGAGAUCCCACCUGGUGCAUGGAGGGGAAUUUGGCCAAUCAUCUGGAACAGACCCCGAGCCAGGGGUUCUCAUGGCCACCAAGGACAUCACAAUCCAUUUCUGUGGGACGUCGUCUUGGCGACCAGGGUCUCACCAUUGAGCCCACCAUGGGAGGAAAGUGGAUGCCUGUAUCCCACAGCCCAACCAAGAACCCACAUGGUGCACGGAGGGGAUUUUGGCCCACCUUUGGGAACAGGCCCCGAGCCAGGGGUCCUCAUGGCCACCCUGCUCAUCACAGACCCUCUCUAAUCAGCGCCCCGACCGAGAUUGCACCUGGUACACCGAGGGGAGUUUGGCUCAGCAUCAGGAACAGGCCCCGAGCCAGGGACCAUCAUGGCCACCCUGCACAUCACAAACCCUCUCUGAUCCCACACCCCAACCAAGAUCCCACCUGUUGCAUGGAGGAGAGUUUGGCCCAUCUUCAGGAACACACCCCGAGCCAGGGGCCAUCAUGGACACCCUGCGCAUCACAAACCCUCUCUGUGGGACGUCUUCUUGGUGACCAGGGCCUCGCCAUUGAGACCACCAUGGGAGGAGAGUGGAUGCCUGUGUGAGUACCUGGAGAUCCAGUACCCUUGAGAUGAUUGACGAGGGAGCCCUCAGUGCAAUGCCAGCCAUCUUCUGGGACUGGGGCUUCGUCCUUGCCCCAGAGGGCUGGCAUGUCCCUGAAUGUCUGACCUGUGAACUUGGUUGUCUG
Messenger RNA from Herpailurus yagouaroundi (jaguarundi), 1976 nucleotides. RefSeq lists its product as uncharacterized. The transcript is spliced from 7 exons. The coding region runs from base 1258 to 1833 and encodes 191 amino acids. The record is from RefSeq and is a predicted model, not a curated record. NCBI's taxonomy places the organism in Eukaryota, Metazoa, Chordata, Mammalia, Carnivora, Felidae.